Raphanus sativus (radish) is the source of this 682-nucleotide messenger RNA. Its product is annotated as extensin-like. NCBI's taxonomy places the organism in Eukaryota, Viridiplantae, Streptophyta, Magnoliopsida, Brassicales, Brassicaceae. The transcript has a single exon. Bases 35 to 598 code for a protein of 187 amino acids. The record is from RefSeq and is a predicted model, not a curated record.
CAUCCCAACCUCACCUGGUGUACAUAUCAUCAAAAUGAGUCUCAUAGUCAUCAACAUGGUCAUGGUCAUGAGCAUACUAGUGGCAUCUUCACCGUCUGAUCAAGCAGAUGUCCUUACUCCUCUUUGCAUCAGUGAAUGCUCCACUUGUCCCACCAUUUGCUCUCCUCCUCCCUCUAAACCGUCUCCUCCCACGUCACCACCUCCAUCUCCCUCCUUGCCGUCAUCCUCUCCGCCACCGCCACCGCAACCGCUUCCCUCCAUUUCACCACCUCCAUCUCCCUCAUUGCCAUCAUCCUCUCCAUCACCGCCACCGCCUCACAAACACUCUCCACCACCGUUGAUCACAGUCAUUCAGCCGCCACCACCACGAUUUUACUAUUUUCAGUCCACACCGCCACCUUCACCGCUUGCUUCCGAUAUAAAAGGCUCGCCACCAUCGCCUCCGUCACCAAAGGGACAGCCAAAGGGGCAGCAGGAUCCUAACCCAUAUCCUUAUUUCUAUUUCUACACGGCAUCAAAUGCCACUUCUCUCCUUUCUUCUUCUUUCUUCACUUCUCUUUUCUAUUUUAUCUAUCUUUUUUCCCUAACGAUUCGUUAAGUGUAAUAAGACUCCUCUAUUGUUAAGUAUAUACUAAUAUACUAUUGUUUAUUCAUUUUUGGAUGUAAUAACAUAUUAAAGUCU